Molecule: messenger RNA, 2180 nt
Organism: Gasterosteus aculeatus aculeatus (three-spined stickleback)
Lineage: Eukaryota; Metazoa; Chordata; Actinopteri; Perciformes; Gasterosteidae
Source: RefSeq, a predicted model, not a curated record
CGCCCCUGGUUGCGACGGGAGCUCACGGUGCUAUAUGGUACACACAGCACGCUGGUAGACAUCGUCCAGCGCAUCAUCAUGGCGCGGGUGGCUCGCCAUGGCCUGGAGGACACGCCCACCAUAGAAGAAGAGCUGCGGCAGUUCCUGCUGGCGCGCACUGACCACUUCCUGCACGAGCUGGUCAGCUUCGCACGCUCGCCGCUCAGCCUGGAGAGCUACGACCUGCAGGCGGUGUACGAGCCGCCGGACGCCGCCAUGGAGCUGGACGGGACGAGCAGCUCCUCCGACGGCAGCUCCGUCAUUGCCAUCUCGGAGGGCGAGGAAGAGGCGGGGCCUGCUGGGGGAAGGUCAGACGAGGCGCCGGCGGGCAGUGCCUAUGACAACGACGACGUGGUCCAAUCAGGAGGCCCCCUCAGCCUUUCAGUCUGGGAUGAUGAGACUCCAGGCCCCUCCUACUCCAGCGCCGAGCCGUCCUGCUCGCUAGCCGGCCCGUUGUUUGGCCACGCCCCCCAAGAGGCCACCAAUGAGGGGCGAGGAGGGGCGGCGGAGGAGGAGGAGGAGGAGGAGGAGUGUCUGAUCGUAGGGUUCAAGAAGCCGAUAGCGGAGCGGACUCCUGAGCUGGUGCAGCUCUCCUCCGACACCGAGGAAGAGAAGAAGAAGGAGGAGGAGACGGAGGAACUCCCUCCCCUCCCCCCCUCCACCCUCUGUUACCUACCCACAAUCCCUCCCUCCACGUCGGGCUGCUAUGGCGGUGAGCGGGAGGAGGAUCCGAAAGAGAGGGAGGGCGAGCCUCGUGUUCGUUCCUUGUCUGGCAGCUCCGGAGGAAGCGACAGUUCGGUGCUCGCCGUGGGUCCGGCGCCGCCCGGGGAUGAGAGGCAAGGCGGGGAGGAGGCAAAAGACAAGAGGAGGAAGAGGAGGAGGAUCGGGCGCGAGAGGAGCGGCACCUUGCACAAUCCCAACCGCUCCCUCUAUCCCGCAAUGAUGCGUCACUACUCCUCCUCGCCGUUCCACUCCAGCGGGUUGGGCUCUGGCUCGCCGCCGAGCCCCCCCAGCUCCACCUGGGAGUACCACUUUUCCCAGGUGUCUCCUCUCUCCUCUUCUGUCUCGUCGCACUCCCGUUGCUCUUCCUCCUCCUCCUCGCCCUUUGGGUCCUCCCCCCCACCGGCGCCCUCGCUGUCGCCCAGUGACCGCGGUGAGAAACCCAGCGGGAAGAGGAAGUACAAGAGCCGUCACCUGGACGACAAAGACCCCACCUGGAGGCCGAGCAGCAAGGAGAAGAGGGGGGGGGGGAGGAGUCGAGAGAGGCAGAGGAGGAGCGUCGGCGAGAGGAGAAGCCGAGAGGACCGAAGCCCCAGCGUGGAAAUCGUCUACGAGGGCACCGCCCCCCCACCUGCCCGCAAACGCCGCAGGAAGCGUCAGCGCAGGACGCAGCCCAGCAGCUUGCCGGUCAUCAUCACCCUGGACAGCGACAGCAGCCUCGGCGACGACAGCAGCCUGAUCAGCAGCCAGCGGACCGUCGACUUCUCAGACCUCCCCCCGCUGCCGGGGCCCCUCCCCCCUGCCGACGUCCUGGACCGGGGGUCGGAGGUCGAGCCAGGGGGCCCCGUCGCAGUCGACAACAUCAGUGACGUGGACGUGGAGGGGAGCGGCUCGCUGCUGGGAUCGGACGAUGAUGUUGAACGACCAAUCGGAAAGAGGGACACAUCCUCCGCCGAUGUCUCUAGCAAGAGAGACUCUGAGGUGUUGUCCUCUGACAGCUGUCUCCUAGCAACCAUCCUCAACGACCUGGAGGGAAUGGCUGUGCCGCCAGUGAUCUUUGACCCUGGCCAGCUGGCCAAUGCCGGAGCAAAGUGCGCGAGGGACGCCCCCCCUCUGGAGCGUCUCCCGAACGAGGCAGAGGACAUCACUCUCCUGGAGCGUCCCCAGGAGGACGUCCCUCCUAAGGAACGUCCUCAGGACAAGGGCAGAGGACAUCACUCCUUCUGGAGCGUUCCCAUGAUGAGGGAGAGGACAUCAGUCUCUUGGAGCGUCGCGGCGGGGCGUCCCUUCUAUAGAACGUCCCCUGGACAAGCAGAGGACAUCACUCCUCUGGAGCGUUCCCAUGAUGAAGGGAGAAGACAUCAGCCUCUUGGCAGCGUCCGCGGGAGGGCGUCCCUCCUAAGGAACGUCCCCAGGACAAG